Hypomesus transpacificus is the source of this 1761-nucleotide messenger RNA. RefSeq names its product nuclear receptor subfamily 4, group A, member 1 (gene nr4a1). Gene Ontology annotation, molecular function: nuclear glucocorticoid receptor binding; nuclear receptor activity; RNA polymerase II cis-regulatory region sequence-specific DNA binding. The transcript is spliced from 7 exons. The record is from RefSeq and is a predicted model, not a curated record. Gene Ontology annotation, cellular component: transcription regulator complex; nucleus. NCBI's taxonomy places the organism in Eukaryota, Metazoa, Chordata, Actinopteri, Osmeriformes, Osmeridae. Gene Ontology annotation, biological process: cellular response to corticotropin-releasing hormone stimulus; regulation of transcription by RNA polymerase II. Bases 79 to 1761 code for a protein of 560 amino acids.
GUACAAUUUCUGAUAAAAAAAACGAGGGGGAUAAAAUCUUUUGGAAUACAGACACUAAUUAAUUUGAAUAAAACAGAAAUGACUAGUGUCCAUCCUCUGCUACAUGAGAAUCAAGUAGAGUUCCAGAGUCUGGACUUUACUUCAAGGUUGGAUAUGGAGGUGAGAUGCAAGCAAUGCCCGCUCUUUGCAACAUCUCUCCCAAGCAUUGGUUCCCUUGUUGGCACCUACACAGGCGAGUUUGAUGUUUAUGCAUGUCAGGUCCCCUCUGCCCCUACUUCUGCUGGCACAACUACUGGUGAGGACUCAAACUUUAAGCUGGACGACUUCCAAGUUUCGGGCUGCUACCCAAGCACAUUCCAGCUGAGCUAUCUUGAUGAGACCCUGUCCUCUGUAGGCUUAGACUAUUUGGGCAGCUCUGUAUCGGUUCCGUCUCCUUCCACCCCAGCCUUCCAGACUCAGCCUGAAUCAUCUUGGUAUUCCGCCUUUGGGCCUUCCUCUACCAGCACUGGGUACAAGGUGGCCAAUAAGACUGAAUUGCCUCAGCCACCCUCAUUCUUCAACUUCAGCUCAGCAUCCACAGAGGAAUUAUCUCUUCUGGGCCCAUCCCAGUUAGCUGACCAAGAAUCCUUCACUCUGGCCCAGCAGCACUCCUCACUCCUGCCCUUCUCCCCUCUAGCUCCUGAGUCAGACAUUUUUGAUGGCCCUGCCACUAUAGAAGUCAGCAUUUCCCCCAAAGCUAGAAGCCCCAAUGGGAAUGAAGGCUGCUGUGCUGUGUGUGGGGACAAUGCCUCCUGUCAGCACUAUGGGGUUCGCACUUGUGAGGGAUGCAAAGGGUUUUUCAAGCGCACUGUACAGAAAAAUUCUAAAUACAUUUGCCUUGCCAACAAAGACUGUCUGGUAGACAAGCGUCGCCGAAACCGAUGUCAGUUUUGUCGUUUCCAAAAGUGCCUUGGUGUAGGCAUGGUAAAAGAAGUUGUAAGAACAGAUAGCUUAAAAGGCAGAAGAGGUCGCCUCCCUUCAAAGAUGAAAUUAGUCCAGGGUCUGACACCCUCUGCUUCCCCAGUUAGCAUGAUUGCUUCCCUUGUGAGGGCACAUAUUGACUCAAACCCAGGUGUUGGAAAACUGGAUUUCUCUAAGUACCAGGAGACUGUGGUUAGCCCGUUAGAUAAAGAAGAUGCUAGUGACAUCAAACAGUUCUAUGACUUGCUUACAGAGUCCAUGGAAGAAAUUAGGAAUUGGGCAUUGACUGUUCCUGGAUUAUCUGCCUUUGGUCAGGAGGACCAGGAACUGUUGUUGGAAUCUGCCUUUAUUGAACUGUUCAUCCUGCGCAUUGCAUACAGGUCCAACUCUGACACUGACAAGUUGAUCUUCUGCAAUGGUGUGGUGCUUCACAGGAUGCAGUGUGUGAGAAGUUUUGGUGACUGGCUCGAUUCCAUCAUGGACUUCUCACAAAGCCUGCAUCGUAUGAAAUUGGACAUACCAUCCUUCUCAUGUCUCACAACUUUGGUCCUAAUCACCGAUCGCCAUGGUCUAAAGGAACCAAAGCGUGUAGAAGACUUCCAGAACCAGCUCAUCACCUGCUUGAAAGAUCACAUCUCUAGUUGUGCCUCAGACUACCUGUCCAAGCUCCUAGGGAAGCUUCCAGAGCUGCGGACACUGUGCACACAAGGCCUGCAGCGCAUCUUCUACUUAAAACUGCAGGACCUGGUCCCUCCUCCCUCCAUAGUAGACAAAAUAUUUCUGGACACUUUGUCUUUCUGA